Molecule: messenger RNA, 2862 nt
Organism: Adelges cooleyi (spruce gall adelgid)
Lineage: Eukaryota; Metazoa; Arthropoda; Insecta; Hemiptera; Adelgidae
Gene: lark
Product: RNA-binding protein lark
Exons: 10
Coding region: 264-1436 (390 amino acids)
Cellular component (GO): cytosol
Molecular function (GO): zinc ion binding; mRNA binding
Source: RefSeq, a predicted model, not a curated record
UCAUCGUCAUCGCCGCCUGUACUAUAAUAUUAUUUUCCCCGGAAAUUGUUGUACCUUUGCCCCUAUCUCUCGCGUCAAUACCCGUGUCCGGUCCGCUAAGGUUCGCGUUUUCUAUUUGGCCGUAAAGAGUUUUCUUUAAAAUUGUGUUUUCCCCACGACUGUAAAUCCGCCAUCGAAUCUUCUCUGUGUGUUUGCUGCCGCGAUUCGCCCGUGUUAUGCUCAGAGCACAGUAAGUAAUUAUUGUUUACUGGUGUAGACGAGAAAUGCGAGAUUUUGACCACAAGCGAGGUAGACAAUUGGUUGAUUGUGCCACUGAAGAGGAUACCGUCUCAGAAGAAAACGCAGCAAAAGAAAAAAUGCCUUCCGACACCGAAAGCAACACGAGCUUCAACAACACUAGUGUACGAACAUUCAAGAUAUUCAUUGGGAACUUAUCAGAAAAAACUACAUCCAAUGACAUCAAACCAUUGUUUGAAAAGUAUGGUAAAGUCGUCGAAUGUGACGUUAUGAAGAAUUUCGGCUUUGUUCAUAUGGACGACGACAAUAAUGGCCGAGCAGCUAUCAAAGCUUUGAACGGUUCAAUUGUUAACGAUUUGGCCAUGAAAGUAGAAGCUGCAACUAGCCGUCGGGGUCCUAAUACACCAACUACUAAAAUAUUUGUGGGCAAUUUAUCUGAAUCCACGAAAGCCCCAGAAGUUCGUGAAUUGUUUGCCAGAUACGGAUCUGUAGUCGAAUGUGACAUUGUCAGGACAUACGGAUUUGUGCAUAUCGAUACGAACGACGUAAGUAGACUGAUCAAAGAUUUAAACGGACACAUGUUGGACGGCCAACCAAUCAAAGUGCAAAUUUCAAACAGCCGGGUUCGCCAACGACCUGGAAUGGGUAUGCCGGAACAAUGUUAUAGGUGCGGAAAGGGUGGUCAUUGGUCUCGCGAGUGCAGCCGUGAAGGAUAUGGAUAUGGAAGGGAAGCUAUGCCUCCUCUUCCACCACCACGUGCUCUUCUUUACCCGCCACCACCUCCGCCUUCAUUUGUCCGUGAGCGUAUAUUGGGUUCUUAUGGUACAGGCUUGAAAUCCGAUUUGACUAGGAUGGAAGAUUACUCCAUGUUAUCCCACGCCGACUUAGGUAGUCACAUGUACGAGGCUGAUGGAUUAUACGAUCGUUACUACGACCGCACUUUAAUGCGCUCGGCGACAGAUGGAGGAUAUGGUUUGGAUCGUCGCAUACCUAGAAUGCCUUCAAGUCGCGACUACUUGUCAUCAUCGACACGCAUUGGCACAUCCAUGCGAGACCCAGAUUAUGUAUUUACUCGCCGAUCACCAUUAUCGAGCAGCCGUACAUCGUCGUCUCACGCUUAUGAUGAUUUCUCCAGGGAUGCGUAUGAUGAUCGCCGAGUAUCGGGAUCUCGCGGUUCGUCGCGUUACACGCCGUAUUAAAAAAUAUAAUAAUCGUGUAUAUAUUAUCGUGCCGUGGCCGUGUAAUCGCGUCGCCGGAUCGGAUAACCGUACACGCCUUCAUUGCCGACCGCCAACAAUUUUUUUUUAUAACUUUACAUUAAGGCGAACAAUUAUAAGAAGACCAACAUUUACAAAAUCUUGUUUAAGAUUGAUUGUCAUCAUAUUUUAAUAUAUUUUUUUUUCUAGGAUUAAUUUAAACAUAAUUUCUUAGUGUCAACAAUUAAUUUUUCUUUUUUGUAUGAUUAUUAUAAUUAUUAUUAUUAUUAUAUAUAGGAAUAGACUUAACAAUGGUAAAUAUUAUUUUGGGCUAUUGACUAUGUACAUCCAAAUUCAUUUUCUGUCUUUGUAAACCAUUAACAAAUCUAAAAUUAAUUUAGAAACAUUCAUUGACAUUGUUUUUUUUUUAUAUAUAUAGUCGUUCGUAAAUCACACAAUAUUAACAAUUUUUUUCCCCUGUAGUUUCUGUUUGUCGAGUUAUUAAAAAUAUUUUCUUUAGAAACGUAUGUAGUAAGAACCUUUGUAGUCAAAGGCAUUAUAAUAAUUAGGUUGAUGUAUUGUUGAUUAAAGUACUAAACAAACAUGAAUAUUGUAAGCCCAAAUCAAUUUUUUUUUUUUUUUUUGACAAGAAAUACUUUGUAAUUUUCAUUGUAAUAAAAUUAUAAUCGAAUUGGAAAACCAGAUCUAUUUUGUCGUUGCUUUUAUUCUUCUUAUAUUGGUUAAGUGUUUUUUUUAGUUAUGUCCGUUACAGCCGACCGAUCUAAUAGUUCGCCGAAAACGUGUUGAUAUUUCUUCUUACACCGAUCGAUACGUGCGCCGUACUGAAGAAUAUCCGAACGAAGCCGAUGCGUUUGUACGAUUCGUGUAAAAUACUCAUACGUAGGUAAACAAUCAUUAAAUUCAUAUAGUUUGUUCGUCUGUGUGUGUUUGUGAGUACUGCGGAUUGGAAAAAAAUAGGCCUAUGUUUUCUCCGAGAAAACGAUACACGGUCGUCCUCGGUGUGUGUACCGAGUAGUUUUGUACACUCGUCUAGACGGUCGUUUUCAAUCUGAUGCCGACGAUUAAAACAUAUCACAUUACAUAUGAUUAAUUUUAAUAAUUAACAAUUGGAAAUUUAGCUCAUCAGAUUAUUUGAUGUAUGUAAUAUCGGUAACAGAUAAGUUUUACCGAAACUCAAAUUAAAAAAUUGAUCAACUUGUGAAUUAGUCUAAAUCACAAACGAGCUUUAAAGGAAUAGAUUAAUAUAUGUUUUUUAUUUUAUUUUAGUCUAUAAAUAUGUACGGUUAUUACGUUAGCAAUCUUAACACUGCAAUAAUUUUUUAUUUAUAUUUAUACGUUUAAUCUAUUAGAUAUUUUAUUGUGUUGCAGAACUUUAUUAGUAUGUGGUUGAACGCCAAAAAAAAAACAA